AUGAGGCCCCUCAAGCAGCAGCAAAAGGAGGGGGCCCCCCGGGGGGCGCUCCUGGGGGCCCCCUGGGUUGCACUGUGGGGCGCGGAGUGGCUCAGCCACUUGGGGCCGCUGCUGCUGCCACUGCUGCUGGAGGCCCAAAUUGAGCCUUGCCCCGUGCAGCAGCUGCAGCAGCAGCAGCAGCAGCAGCAGCAGGGGGCUGUGCUGCUGCAGGAGGAGCAGACGCAGGCGAUAGCAACACUUGAGGCCUUGACUCGCACGCGGCCGGCGCGCCGCCGCUUCAUAGAGCGGCAGAGUCAGGUUUCAGAGGACCCUGCUGCUGCUGCUGCUGCUCCUGCUGCUGCUGCUGUUGCCCCUGCUGCUGCGGUUGCUGCUGCGGGGAAUAGACUGCUGCGCCUGCUGCUGAGGGAGCUUUUAGUGGACGCAAAAAGGCAGUCCUCGCAGCUGCCGACGGCUGCAGCAGCAGCAGCAGAAGCAGCUCCAGCAACAGCAGCAGCAGCAGCAACGUGCAAGGACCCCAGCAGCGACAAUGGUAGAACUGCAGCAGGUGAUAAAGAUGCAGCAGCCCCAGAGCAGCAGCAGCAGCAGCAGCAGGUUGCUAGCCGGUACAGCGCAUCGCAGAGGGUUUCCCUGCUGCGUCUUAUCUUCAGGCUGCUUGAUGUGAUACCGGCAGAGGGGCGCGCAGUGCCUUACGAAGACUUAGCGGACUUAGUCGCUGCUGAUGUGUCUUUGUGGAAUUUGUCUCCUUUGCUGAGGGAGCGUCAGGCGCUGCUGCUGUACCGGCUGCUGCAGUGCAAAGAAAACAGCUGCAGCAUCAUUAGCAACGAGCUGCUGCCACCCGCCAGCGCAGGCGCCAACAAUCAGCAGCAGCAGCAGCAGCAGCAGCGGGCAGAACCUGCAGCAGCAGCAGCAGCAGCAGAAGCAGCAGCAGCAUCAACAGAAGCAAAGCCUGUUCUCACCUUCCUGACGGACCCUACCACGAUGUACAGACACCGCAACCCCCUGGCGAACUUGGGAGUAUGA
Messenger RNA from Eimeria tenella, 1020 nucleotides. RefSeq lists its product as uncharacterized. The coding region runs from base 1 to 1020 and encodes 339 amino acids. The record is from RefSeq and is a predicted model, not a curated record. NCBI's taxonomy places the organism in Eukaryota, Apicomplexa, Conoidasida, Eucoccidiorida, Eimeriidae. The transcript is spliced from 5 exons.